This is a messenger RNA of Trichoderma gamsii, 1530 nucleotides long. RefSeq lists its product as hypothetical. NCBI's taxonomy places the organism in Eukaryota, Fungi, Ascomycota, Sordariomycetes, Hypocreales, Hypocreaceae. Gene Ontology annotation, molecular function: metalloaminopeptidase activity; manganese ion binding. The record is from RefSeq and is a predicted model, not a curated record. The coding region runs from base 1 to 1530 and encodes 509 amino acids. The transcript is spliced from 5 exons.
AUGGAAGACCUCGAUUUCAACUUCAUCCUCGAUGAUGAGUUUGAUGCAGUCGCAAUCGCCAGAAGAGAUGACUUUGAGACUUGGAAGACCAAGAAAUAUCCCGCCAAGGAGCAUGCGCGCAAAGUCGCCAAGGAGCUGGACAUUAGCGACGGCAUCAUUUAUCUGCCGGGUCAGGCGACUGUGAAUUACGAAGACUCGGAUCAGCCGCCGCCGUUGAGACAGCGCAGAUACUUCUUCUAUCUCACCGGCGCAAACUUCCACGAUUGCUUCGUCACAUAUGAGAUCCGUGCAGACACCCUCACCCUCUGGAUUCCUUACGUCGAGCCCCGUCAAGUGCUGUGGUUCGGCUCAACGCCCGAUGCGGCCAAGGCGAAGCAGCUUUACGACGUUGACGAUGUGCGCUACUCAACGCAGCUGGACAAGUUCUUGGAGUCGCGCUUCAAAUCAUCAACCCAGCUGUUUGUCUUGCAUCCAGAUCAGACGCCGUCGAAGGCUAAAGACCUAAAAUUCAAGGUUAACGACUGGAAGCUUCAGCCUGCCAUGAACAAUGCGCGAUGCAUCAAAGAUGAAUAUGAGAUUGCCAUGAUUCGCCGCGCCAACGACGUUUCCAGCGCGGGCCAUCGCAAGGUUGCUGAAAUGCUUCUGCGUCUCUCCAAUGAGCGCGAGAUUGAGGCCAUCUUCCAGGCCGUCACCACUGCGCGAGGAGCUCGCUCUCAGGCCUAUCCCGUGAUUGCGGGCUCGGGCGUGAACGCCUCGACGCUGCACUAUGAGGAUAAUGACCAGCCCCUGGAGGGCAAGGAGCUUGUCAUCCUUGAUGCGGGAUGCGAAUGGAAUUGCUAUGCUAGCGACAUUACUCGCACUCUGCCUAUCAAGGGUCAAUUCUCAACAAACGGCUCAGCUGUGUAUAAGAUUGUCCAGCAGAUGCAGGAGGAAUGCAUCGCCGCCGUCAAGCCCGGCAUCAAGUUCUACCAGCUGCAUCUCCACGCUGCUGCGGUUGGCCUCAAGGGCCUCCACAAGCUCGGCAUCCUCAAGGGCGACCUGAUGGAGAUUGCCAAGGCCGGCACCAUCACUGCAUUCUUCCCACACGGGCUGGGCCACCACGUCGGCCUGGAGGUGCAUGAUGUCCCAGGCAACUUGCCACUGAUGAUUCUCGUAAAUCUAGGCCUGGACGGUGGAAAGCGAGACAUGAUUUCUGCAGAUAUGCUGAAAACUAUGAGGAUGUAUGAUGAGGAGCUGGUGCCUUCGCGCCUGAAGUCGAGCAGGGAGAGGCAGGUGUUGAAGCCAAACAUGAUUGUUACUGUUGAGCCUGGCAUCUACUUCUGCCGUGAGUACAUUGAGGGUUACUACCUCAGCAACCCAGAUCACGCAAAGUUCAUCGACAAGGACGUCCUCGAAGGCUACUACAGCGUUGGAGGUGUUCGCAUCGAAGACGACAUUCUCGUUACCGAAGACGGAUACGAGAACUUGACGGCGGCGCCAAAGGGCGAGGAGAUGAUUAGUGUUAUCAAUGCAAAGGGGGGUAAGCAGUAG